Rhagoletis pomonella (apple maggot) is the source of this 969-nucleotide messenger RNA. RefSeq lists its product as uncharacterized. The coding region runs from base 1 to 969 and encodes 322 amino acids. The transcript has a single exon. Gene Ontology annotation, biological process: DNA integration. NCBI's taxonomy places the organism in Eukaryota, Metazoa, Arthropoda, Insecta, Diptera, Tephritidae. The record is from RefSeq and is a predicted model, not a curated record. Gene Ontology annotation, molecular function: nucleic acid binding.
AUGGGGCAUUUGCCAGCAAGACGCGUAGCAGUAACAAGGCCGUUUUACUCCACUGGUGUUGACUUUUGUGGACCUAUUCUCACCACCGUCCGACUUCGAGGAGCACGCACUGUGAAAAGCUAUUUGGCGAUCAUGGUUUGUUUUUCAACCAAGGCGGUACAUAUUGAGGUGGUAUCCGACCUCAGUACAAAGGCGUUUAUGGCAGCGCUCAAGCGGUUUGUGGCGCGAAGAGGCUUAUGUCACCACCUUUAUUGUGACAACGGCACUAACUUUGUGGGUGCUCGGAGAGAAAUGCAAGAGUGGAAACAGAUGUUCUUCUCCCAACAACAACAGCACAAGAUAAGCGAGUUCUGCGCAGUAAAGGGCAUUGCAUGGCACCAUAUACCGCCGCGCUCCCCACAUUUUGGCGGGCUGUGGGAGGCGGCGGUGAAAUCGGCUAAAUACCACCUUACGCGUACGUUGGGUGAUGCACACUUUACGUUUGAAGAGUUGUGUACAAUAACCACAGAAAUCGAGGCGAUUUUGAAUUCGCGGCCGUUGUGCACCGGUUCGGCCGAUCCUAAUGACGAAGAAGUGCUAACACCAGCGCAUUUUCUGGUUGGUAGCACACCGGAUGUAUUAGCAGAACCACUACUAGAACCAGCAAAGGUCAGUCUUAGAGAUCAAUGGCAACGUCUGACAGUCAUGAAGCAGCAUUUCUGGGCUCGAUGGAGCAAAGAAUACCUGCAGGAUAUGCAACGCAAGGCGAAGUGGAUUAAACCGCAACGUAAUUUGGCAGUAGGUGACUUGGUGUUAGUAGCUGAAGACAACGCUCCGCCAAAGCAUUGGAUGAUGGGCCGUGUUGAGCGGGUCGUACCAGAUGAAGCUGGCGCCGUGCGUGUUGCUGAAGUGCGUACGAAGAAUGGUUGCAUCAAGAGGGCAAUACAGAAACUUGCCCGCAUCCCAACCGAAGAUGAAAUUAAUGGUUGA